Mugil cephalus (flathead mullet) is the source of this 3021-nucleotide messenger RNA. Its product is annotated as paired box protein Pax-3-like. Gene Ontology annotation, biological process: regulation of transcription by RNA polymerase II; anatomical structure development. The coding region runs from base 362 to 1831 and encodes 489 amino acids. The record is from RefSeq and is a predicted model, not a curated record. The transcript is spliced from 9 exons. Lineage: Eukaryota; Metazoa; Chordata; Actinopteri; Mugiliformes; Mugilidae. Gene Ontology annotation, molecular function: RNA polymerase II cis-regulatory region sequence-specific DNA binding; DNA-binding transcription factor activity, RNA polymerase II-specific.
UCCGGGUCUUUGACCAAUCGGCGCCCGCACCGCGGAGUCGGAGGGGACAGCGAGCGCAGAUAAAAUGUUUGACUUCCAUCCAUCCUCUCAGAGCAUCUUCCCAAUCCCCGCAGGACUGUUACAAACCUGCUAUUUGACUUAAACUCAGCACACGGCGCCCAGCAACUCUUUACGAGGGAUUCCCGUGUCGAGGCAACUUGUUACUGAAGCAGUAGCACAAGGAGACUGCGUGGAGACAGUAGAGAGAGAGAGGGGGAGAGAGAAAGAGAGAGAGCGAAGUAAAGUUGCAAACAAAAGGGAUUAAAAGCGAGAAACGGUGGCAGAUUUAUUUCCAGUCCUACCUGACACACAGUCAGGAAUUAUGACAGCGCUCGCAGGAGGUUUACCGAGAAUGAUGAGACCGAGCCCUCACCAGAACUACCCUCGAGGAGGAUACUCCCUGGAAGUGUCCACUCCGUUAGGACAGGGUCGGGUCAACCAGCUCGGUGGCGUCUUCAUAAACGGCAGACCUCUUCCCAACCACAUCCGCCAUAAAAUCGUGGAGAUGGCUCAUCACGGUAUCCGGCCGUGUGUCAUCUCCCGGCAGCUGAGAGUGUCCCACGGCUGCGUCUCCAAAAUCCUGUGCCGGUACCAGGAGACCGGCUCCAUCAGACCGGGGGCCAUCGGAGGCAGCAAGCCGAAGCAAACCGCCUGUCCAGAGGUGGACAAGAAAAUCGAAGAGUACAAGAGAGAAAACCCGGGUAUGUUCAGCUGGGAAAUCAGAGACAAACUACUGAAAGACGGGAUCUGCGACAGGAACAACGUCCCCUCAGUGAGCGCCAUUAGUCGCGUCAUGCGCUCCAAAUUCGGCGGAGUUGGCGAGGAUGAGGACGACGACGAGGACGACGAAGUGGUGAAGAGGGCGAUGGAGGAAAACGAACCACGGACAAAACACAGCAUCGAUGGCAUUCUGGGAGACAGAUCCAGUCACUCCGACGAGGGCUCCGACGUGGACUCCGAGCCAGGCCUGCCUUUGAAGAGGAAGCAGCGUCGCAGUCGGACCACGUUCACGGCGGAGCAGCUCGAGGAGCUGGAGAGGGCCUUCGAGCGCACGCACUACCCCGACAUCUACACGCGGGAGGAGCUGGCUCAGCGGGCCAAACUGACCGAGGCUCGAGUUCAGGUGUGGUUCAGCAACAGAAGAGCCAGGUGGAGGAAGCAAGCAGGAGCUAAUCAACUGAUGGCGUUUAACCACCUCAUCCCAGGCGGCUUCCCUCCUUCAGCGAUGCCGGGCCUGCAGCCCUAUCAGCUGUCUGACAGCCCCUACCCUCCCACUUCUAUAGCUCAAGCAGCUUCUGAACAGCCCAGUACAGUCCACCGACCACAGCCUCUGCCACCCACCUCGGUGCACCAGAGUGGGCUCAGCUCGUCAGCAGGUUCCCAGGACGGAAGUUCUGCAUACUGCCUGUCUUCUGGACGACACGGCUUCUCAGGAUACUCGGACAGCUUUGUGGCCCCGACAGGACACGCCAACGCCGUCAACCCCAUCAGCAACAGCCUCUCACCGCAGGUGAUGGGCCUGUUGAAUCCAGGUGGAGUUCCCCAUCAGUCCCAGAGUGACUUCGCCCUCUCCCCGUUGACCGGAGGCCUGGAGCCCACCGGAGGCAUGGCCGCUAGUUGUCAUGGCUCCCAGCGCCUCGAGGCUCUACCAGGCCUGACCAGUAUGCCCACUCUGCCCAGCACCCAGUCUUACUGCCCACCCUCCUACACUUCCCCCGCCUACGCCGUGGACCACCACCCCUCCUACCAGUAUGGACAGUACAGCCAGAGCAAGGUGCCUUUCAUUAUAUGAAGCCCCCCCACCCAACCCAACCCAACCCCCCCACAAACAUGGCCUGAACAAGAGGCUUGCCCGACAUUCGUCUUUGGAGAACACCACCACCCGCUGCCUUCGCGAAACUUCCCUAGCCCCGAGGACAGCCAGACAGGGGGAGCGGAUGGGGAAGGUGAAGAGGUUGAGGUGUUCUCCUAUCAGCGCGGAAGGGAACCACUCGGAGGUGCAACGACGGCGAUGAAGGGGGUUGACUGGAAUAAUUAGGACCAAAGGCGCAGACUCUCCUGUUACCUGACGCUCGCUUUGCUUGUGCGUCACGCUCCAAGACCCGAGCAACGGUUCCAUGCUUCAAGAGGAAAGGAAGGGGGAGCGGGGAAAUGGGGAGUAAAUACAUUCAAGAUCUCCUAUUUGAUUUUUGUAAUAAGUGGCAGAGAUGCAAGGCGGACUUUGUAAGCCCCUGGUGCUUCUGUGGCUCGACAGGGGAGGGGCACGUCUUCACGGUUGGAGGCUGGGCGGCGAUAAUGUGUCUUCUGAGAAUUUCUUCAUGACAGUGUCUUGAUAACAAUGUGUUAACUGUAAGUUGAUGUGAUUCUCGUGUAAGACCUCGGAGACCGAAGUUACGCGACUACGACGGCACGAACCGAAGCCACGUGGCGUCACAGUGAAUCCGCUGCAACCCAAAGAAAGUGCAAUACAUUCAUACCUCAUGUAAUGUAAAGGAACAUGGAUCAACCGGCCCUGACUAGACCCUCGAACACACGCGCUCCCUCUUUUCCACGUCAUUAAUGUUGGGUUGUAUGCAUCGAUCAAUCAGGGGAAAUCAUCAAGCGAUGAGCGAUAGCAAACGUAGUCACGAUGUCAUUAAGCCAAAAGAAUUCUCUGCCAGUGAAUACAUUAUUCAGUUUGACAGUUAAUAUUUCCUGUUUUUUUGUUUUUGUUUUUAUUGUUGUUUUGUUUUUUGCAUGUGUUAAAUUAGUUUUCAUCUGGAACUUGCAAAUACCGGUUCCACUUCUUAUUUAUUUAGUGUCGUUCCAGUGUCUUUUCUGUACGUCCUGUAUGAGUGCUCCUCAAUGCUUAAGUCUUACGCGUUUUUUUUUUCUCCUUUUGUAUAAUGUUCAUUUACAGCAGCGUGAAAUGAGUUUGUUGUAUGACGGUUUAUGUAUAAUAUAGCACUAUUUACUAUUUAUAAUAAACUACGUGAAAACUCA